CUCCUUUUAGUCUUACCCAAAAACAAAAGACUUUUUCUUCGUCUUGAUUUCUCAUGUGGUGCUGAGUUCUUGAAAAAAUGCCGGCUUUGGGCAACAUUUCUUUGUCGGAAUCUCUCGCUCUCCCUCGUUGCACUGCUCCGUUUCUAGCGAAUACGGAGUCGGCCGAUUCGAGCGGUUCGCUCGCGGAAUCUGCGAAAACCCUUGCCGGAGACCGCAAUUGGAAUCAAAUACCGAAGCUUCCGGUAGCGGAAAAUGGCGGAGAGGCAUGUAAUGUCACCGGAAUCAGUGUUUUCAGCCGGAGGAAGGGUCUGUCGGAUCGAGCCAAGAAAGGGUCGAGUUUGGAAGAGCAUGUGAGGGCUUGGGUCAGGAGGAAAGCGGAGGCGGGAGUUCCAGAGUCGAAAUGUUUCCUUCCAUUUCUUGUCGGAGCUAAAAAGAUGGCUGACUGUCUUGUUUGCCAUAAGCUCGUAUACCCGGGCGAAGAAUUGCUGUGUUCAGUUCGUGGUUGUCAAGGAGCCUAUCACCCAUCAUGUGCGAAGGAAAGUCUCGGGUUUUCCAACUUAGGGAAAUUCAGGUGCCCUCAACAUGAAUGUUUUGUCUGCAAACAGAGAACCCAAUGGCGAUGUGUAAGAUGCGCCAUAGCUGCCCAUGAUAAGCAUGCUCCGUGGUCAAAUGAAGUGUUCCAUCUUAAAAACCAACCGGGACGAGCAGUUUGUUGGAGGCAUCCUGCUGAUUGGCGGCUAGAUUUAAAGCAUGCAGUUGCACAGAGAGACAUGGAGGGGAUCUUUUGCCAAUUACCUCUGCCCUAUGUUGACGAGGAAUUCAAGAUUGACUUAACAUGGAAAGAUUCUGUCACCAAAGAUGAACCUCCUCCUUAUGUGCACAUUAGGCGCAAUAUUUACUUAGUCAAGAAGAAGCGAGACAAUGCCAAUGAUGGUGUUGGAUGCACAAACUGCGGUCCCGCUUGCUCUAGAAGCUGCGUUUGCAGAGUUCAAUGCAUAAGCUGCUCAAAGGUUUGUAGUUGUCCUGAGACCUGUGGCAACAGACCCUUCCGCAAGGACAAGAAGAUCAAAAUUGUUAAGACAGAAUUCUGCGGCUGGGGAGUAGAAGCAGCUGAAACUAUCAACAAGGAUGACUUCAUCAUCGAGUAUAUUGGUGAAGUAAUAAGUGAUGCUCAAUGUGAGCAAAGGCUGUGGGAUAUGAAGCACAAAGGCAUGAAGGACUUUUACAUGUGCGAAAUCCAAAAAGAUUUCACGAUAGAUGCAACGUUCAAGGGGAAUGCCUCCCGUUUUCUGAACCACAGUUGCGUACCCAACUGCGUUUUGGAGAAAUGGCAAGUCGAGGGCGAGAUCCGUGUGGGUGUUUUUGCUGCUCGGAAAAUAGAAGCAGGAGAGCCACUUACGUAUGACUACAGAUUUGUGCAGUUUGGGAGCGAAGUGAGGUGCCAGUGUGGAGCUAAGAACUGUCAAGGGUACCUGGGGACAAAGAGGAAAGAACCCAACUGCUUGGUUGUGUCAUGGGGAGCUAAACGCAGAAGGGUCUUCCACCGGUCUUUUGGCCACAAAUUGCGGCAAGACUAGCUUCGUCGUCAUCACACGGCCAACAUCAUUACCACAACAAAAAAAAACAACUGUAAGAUUUGCAUUUGGUUUCAUAUAUCUGUAACGUUGCAUACACCGAAAGAGAAGGCCCUUGUUGGUGUUCAUUUAAAGACUGGUUGAUCCUGUCCAGGAACGACUGUAACCGAGAAACCUGUGUUUUCUCUCUCUAUUUUGUGAGCUUUGAAAUCGAAACUUAUGAUUCUUCAUAGUGUUGUAAUCUUUCAUAAAUGAUCUUUGGUUUUGUUUGUUGAUUGCUUUGGUUGGAGAAGAAACUGUAUACGUGGAAUCUGAAGUUAGGUCUUUCUCAUCGUCUU
This is a messenger RNA of Tarenaya hassleriana, 1912 nucleotides long. Its product is annotated as histone-lysine N-methyltransferase ASHR3. Gene Ontology annotation, molecular function: histone H3K36 methyltransferase activity; protein binding. Gene Ontology annotation, cellular component: nucleus; chromatin. Bases 78 to 1577 code for a protein of 499 amino acids. Gene Ontology annotation, biological process: regulation of DNA-templated transcription. The transcript is spliced from 11 exons. The record is from RefSeq and is a predicted model, not a curated record. NCBI's taxonomy places the organism in Eukaryota, Viridiplantae, Streptophyta, Magnoliopsida, Brassicales, Cleomaceae.